Helicoverpa armigera (cotton bollworm) is the source of this 2248-nucleotide messenger RNA. RefSeq names its product conserved oligomeric Golgi complex subunit 7 (gene Cog7). Bases 283 to 2187 code for a protein of 634 amino acids. The record is from RefSeq and is a predicted model, not a curated record. Gene Ontology annotation, cellular component: COG complex. The transcript has 17 exons. NCBI's taxonomy places the organism in Eukaryota, Metazoa, Arthropoda, Insecta, Lepidoptera, Noctuidae. Gene Ontology annotation, biological process: retrograde vesicle-mediated transport, Golgi to endoplasmic reticulum; Golgi organization; intracellular protein transport.
GCCUUUUCAUACUUAUAUCAAUACGACGUUGUAAGACGUUGCUUACGCGAACGUGUUAAGCAAUUGUCGUAAUAUUUAGGGAUUCUGGCCUUACGAAGAAAUACGAGAGUCCACACCACCAUUUUCCACAAGCUAGGCUACUCUGUAAAAGUUUCAGACUUAAAAACGUUUGGGGAAGGUGAUUUUGAUGCUAAACAAUGGAUUAAUAAAGCUUGGCGCUCCAGCGGCAAUCAAGAGAAAGAGAUUUUUGUGGCCAACACAGUUUCCAGAUUACAAUUAUAUAUGAAGCAACUCACCAACUCCUUAGAUGAGACCACUACACAGAUAGUGACCUCCAUCCCCCGCAUCCUGCAAGACGCAUCAGCUCUCCAGCUAGAAGGUGCUAUGCUGCAGCAGAAGCUGCUCUCUCUUGAACAGAAGGUGCAGAGCGUUGAGGAGCAGACCGGACACUCAAUUGAGAGCUUGCAGAAGAUUGAUCAGCUUAAGAGUCGGCUAGAGACUGCAGCAUCAGCUCUUCGCGAAGCAGAUAAAUGGGCAGCCCUAGCCACUUCUCUGGAAGAUAUCCUGGAAUCUGGAGUGCCCACCCAGGGUGAGAAGCUGGCGGAGCUAUCAGAGCAAGUGGCUGCUAUGACUGCCAGCCUUGAGGUACUAAGUGAGGCGCCGGACUAUGAGAACAAGCGCCUACAACUGGAGACGCUAUACAACAGGCUGGAAGCAGCCAUCAGCCCGCCUCUCAUUGAGGCUCUCACUCAAAUGGAUGCUGAGCGCACGGCGACGUACGUGUCUCUAUUCAGCGGCAUGGGCCGCGCGGUGUCCGUGUGCCGCUGCUGGCGCCGCGCCGCCGCCGCCAGGCUCGCUAGCAGCUGGAGACGACUGGAUGCUCAUACCCUGGCUGCUCUCACCAGGAUGCUGGCUACUGAAGCUGGGAGACAGGUAGAUUGGUUGACAAAUGUAUUGAAGUCCGAGACCCCACUAGCGGAAUUGAUAAGGCUAUAUACAGACUUGCUACUGUCCUUGGAUCCGCCACCUACUAAGGUGGUUUCAGCUAACCUGAAGUUAUGUUCAUCUCCUGAAGAAGGCAUAUUAUUACUGACUGACUUGAGGAAUGAUAUCGAAGACUUUAUAACUUGCAUAGAAGGAGUUAUUGAUGCGCCUCGGCAGAAUAAAGAAACUCUUCUGGCGGGCAUAUUGAGGGAAUUCGGGCGAGCUGCGUACGCGCCGCUCAGAGAGCUUCUGCCGAAAUACACAGAGUUACAAUCGCAGUUGUUACUCAAUUAUCUGAAUGAUCCACAACUUAAACAGGAGGAUCUUCUAGAACUUUCCAGAGCUAUUCUGACAGUGUCGGAGCGCUGUGAAGGCUGGCUGGUCACGGCUCAGACUCGCGCUAGGAAGAUUGCUGGGGACGCCAUGUAUCCCUACUAUAUGCCCGCCGUGGAAAACUUCAUAUCAUCACUUUCCUCACUGAUAUCAAGUCACAGUCGCCGCAUAGAGUCUACCUUCCUAUCAUCAGCGACAUCUGGUCAGACCACUGGAGUGUUAUCCAGUUGCUUCCCAGCCUCGCUGAUGCUGCAGACUGCUGCUGCCAAUAUCCUCGAAACCCUCGCCCAGAUGAAGGUGGAUGAAGAAACAAAAGACCCGACCCCCCUCCACGACUUACCCACUUUGCUACUAGAAGCGGAGGUACGUCAACGUCUCCCAUCAUACAGGGCGGAGCCCCCGGCUUCCGCGGCCGUGCUGCGGCGCUCCGCUGAACAGCUGCGGGGGCUAGCACGAGCCGUGCUCAGGAACCCUGUGGAUGUGCAACUGGAAAAAAUACCUCAACUAUCAGUAUGGAAUAACAACGAUGCAUUGUCUACGGAUUUACCAGAUUUCGCCCUAUCACCACAGGAGUAUAUUACUGAGAUUGGACAAUACCUGAUGACUUUGCCACAGCAUUUGGAGUUGCAUCUGUCAGAGAAACAGGCUCCAUUGCAGUUCUUAUCUGAUGUUUGCACUCAUACUUGUGAGGUUUAUGCUGAGAAAAUCCUAAACAUUAGGAAUAUGGAUGCCUUGGGCACUAAACGCUGUCUCAAUGAUAUCGUAUAUCUUUCAAGCGUGGUAGAAGAUUUAGGCAGUACAAUAACGCCAUCUCUGAGGAAUCUAGAAAAAUCACUCCGAGCUGCCACGCCCAGCCCAAGCAGUGAAUAGAAUGUUAAACUUAGCUUGUUAUAGUAAAUUAUUUAUGUACCCAAAGUGUUAAUAUUAUAAU